AGUAGUGGGGCCCGUCUAGUAUUGCGUCUCCAUGGUCUUCCUCCGGCCGCCGCUAUGAAGAUCAAGCGGCAGAAGCACGCCAAGAAGAACGUGGGCUUCUACAAGCACAACUUCGGCUUCCGCGAACCCUUCCAGGUGCUCCUGGACGGCACCUUCUGCCAGGCCGCGCUGCGCAACAAGAUCCAGAUCCGAGAGCAGCUGCCCGGAUACCUGGCCGGGGCCACGCAGCUCUGCACGACGCGAUGUGUCCUGAAAGAGUUGGAAUCCUUAGGGAAGGAGCUCUAUGGGGCAAAACUAAUUGCGCAGAGAUUUCAAGUUCGCAAUUGUUCUCACUUCAAAAAUCCAGUGAGCGGCUCAGCCUGCCUCUUGUCCAUGAUCGAGGGUGGGAAUCCGCACCAUUACUUCAUUGCUACGCAGGACCAAGAUCUGGCAACAAAAGUAAAGAAAAAGGCUGGAGUUCCCCUUCUCUUCAUAAUUCAGAACACAAUGGUUCUUGACAAACCUUCCAUGAAAUCUUUGGCUUCGGCACAAGCAGCACAGACAAACCGGCUGAUUCCAGAGCACCAAAAACUAAGCAUUGAACUUCUCAAAGAGGAGCAGGGUCUGGCAAAGACCUCGGAGCCGAGAAAAAGGAAACGGAAAAGGGCCAGUGGCCCUAAUCCUCUCAGCUGCCUGAAGAAAAAGAAAAAGGCACAGGAGACCUUGCAGCCUUCAGCAGCUAAGAAAAAGGGGAAUAGGAAACGCAAGAAAAGGAAACUGGAAGCAGGAGGAGAGACUGUGCCAUCAGGGUCACAGAAUGUGGAAGCAUGAAAUCAUCCCAGAAAACUGGUGGGCUCGUCUGUUCCAUGAACUUUUGGUAAAGACUAAAGGAGUGUGAUAAUCCUUGCAUUUAAUUAUUAUUUUAUUAAAGGUCUUGUUUUAAAGGUC
This is a messenger RNA of Zootoca vivipara (common lizard), 927 nucleotides long. It is a transcript of the gene UTP23, whose product is annotated as UTP23 small subunit processome component. Gene Ontology annotation, cellular component: small-subunit processome. Lineage: Eukaryota; Metazoa; Chordata; Lepidosauria; Squamata; Lacertidae. The record is from RefSeq and is a predicted model, not a curated record.